GUAGGAAACCGGCGCCGAGGGGCGGGGCCGCCAAGAGCCCAGCAUGCCCCACGCGCGCCAACAUGGCGGCGCCCGUGUUGAGGCGGCUUUCCCCGGGCCGGUGGUUUGGCUGCCCGGGAUUGUCAGGACGCUUGCCCCGGGGUCCGCGUCAGUCACACUCGGGCGCUCAGGGACUGCUGGCGGCUCAGAAGGCUCGGGGUCUUUUCAAGGAGUUCUUCCCGGAGACGGGCACGAAGAUUGAGCUCCCAGAGCUCUUCGACCGGAGGUCGGCGGGCCACACUCCCCAGACCGUUUACUGCGGCUUCGACCCCACGGCCGACUCGCUUCAUGUGGGGCAUCUGCUGGCGCUGCAGGGCCUGUUCCACUUCCAGCGAGCGGGCCACCAUGUGAUCGCGCUAGUGGGAGGCGCCACGGCGCGCCUGGGAGACCCGAGCGGCCGCACCAAGGAGCGCGAGGCGCUGGCGGCGGAGCAGGUGCGGGCCAACGCGGGCGCCCUGCACCGCGGGCUGCGGGCCCUGGCCGCCAAUCACCAGCGGCUGUUCGCCGAUGGGCGGGCCUGGGGCAGUUUCACGGUGCUGGACAACUCGGCCUGGUACCACAAGCAGCGCCUCGUGGACUUCCUGGCGGCCGUGGGCGGCCACUUCCGCAUGGGCACGCUGCUGAGCCGGCUGAGCGUGCAGGCGCGACUCCGGAGCCCCGAGGGCAUGAGCCUGGCGGAGUUCUUCUACCAGGUGCUCCAGGCCUACGACUUCUAUUACUUGUUCCAGCAUUAUGGGUGCCGGGUCCAGCUGGGUGGAUCGGAUCAGCUGGGCAACAUCGUGUCCGGAUACGAGCUCAUCCACAAACUGACUGGAGAAGAUGUGUUUGGAAUCACUGUCCCUCUAAUUACAAGCACAACUGGAGCAAAGCUGGGAAAAUCCUCUGGCAAUGCUGUGUGGCUGGACAGAGAGAAGACAUCUCCCUUUGAAUUGUAUCAGUUCUUUGUCAGACAGCAAGAUGAUUCUGUGGAAAGGUACCUGAAGCUCUUCACUUUUCUGCCCCUUGCAGAGAUUGACCACAUUAUGCAGCUUCACAGCAAAGAACCAGAAAAGCGAGGUCCACAGAAGCGACUUGCUGCAGAAGUAACAAAGCUUGUUCAUGGACAGGAAGGAUUGGAUUCUGCUAAAAGGUGUACGCAAGCCCUGUACCAUAGCAGCAUAGAUGCCCUGGAGGUCAUGUCUGACCAAGAGUUGAAAGAGUUGUUUAAAGAAGCUUCAUUUUCUGAAUUAGUCCUUGACCCUGGAACAAGUGUCCUAGACACAUGCCGUAAAGCAAAUGCCAUUCCUGAUGGUCCUCGGGGGUAUCGAAUGAUAACAGAAGGUGGAGUCAGUAUAAAUCACAGACAAGUAACAAAUCCUGAGAGUGUUUUAGUUGUUGGACAACACAUUCUCAAGAAUGGACUCUCUUUACUUAAAAUAGGAAAAAGGAAUUUCUACAUUAUAAAAUGGCUUCAGUUAUGAAAAAUCAUUUUGGUUCUUCAGAUUUAUCAGUCCCAAAACAUGAAAGGUUGUCUUCAAAAUGAAAAAGAGGCCUCAUAAUGUCAUUUAUUUUUUUGAGUUGGUUAAUAAGUAAGGUGUUUAUUUAAUGAUGGUUAAUUUCCUGGCCCACAGACAUUAAUUACCAUAAAAAUCCAUGAUUUCAAAAAUUAAAGCUGGGCAUGGUGGCACAUAUCUAUAAUCCCAGCCCUGGAGGCUGAGACAGAUGGAUCACCACAAGUUUGAGGCCAGC
This is a messenger RNA of Chinchilla lanigera (long-tailed chinchilla), 1767 nucleotides long. It is a transcript of the gene Yars2, whose product is annotated as tyrosyl-tRNA synthetase 2, mitochondrial. Gene Ontology annotation, molecular function: tyrosine-tRNA ligase activity; ATP binding; RNA binding. Gene Ontology annotation, cellular component: mitochondrion; cytosol. The record is from RefSeq and is a predicted model, not a curated record. Gene Ontology annotation, biological process: tyrosyl-tRNA aminoacylation. Lineage: Eukaryota; Metazoa; Chordata; Mammalia; Rodentia; Chinchillidae.